AUGUCUCCUACAGACCACACAUACCUUACUGGAGUAGAGCCCAGAAUCUUAGCGACUGAUUUUGAUGAAGCAGGGAAUGUGGAAGAAAACGAUACAGAAAGUGACGAGGACUUGCAAGAGAUGCUAGAAGAACAAGUGGACGAAGAGUUUAUUAAUGAACAAAUUCAACCCACUGAAGACACACCAAUUAAAGAAUUUCAUUCGGACUAUUGUGAAACACCAAAGAUUCCAGUUCAAGCAGAUGAAGUUGAAAAUGGAGAUGACUUGUUUUUGAGAGGAGACGGCUUAUCUUUGGGAGGAGAUGGCUUUUCAGGAGAUUUGAUAGGGGAUAGUAAGGAGACAAUCAAGGGAGAAAGUAGCAUUGAUAGAGGGGACAUAUUUCUUUGUUUUCGGGGGGAUGACGUAGAAGACGAGGAUGAGGAUGAUGAAGACAAGGAGUCAAAAGACGAGGAUGAAGAAGAAGAAGACGAUGGCGAUGAUGGAGGCCUAGGUUUCAAAGUGUUGGCAGCAGAAGAAGAAGAAGUUGACGAUCCAGGCUCUGGAGAAAUCUUGGAGACAGGCAGAGGCUUUGAAGUGUUGGCAUCAGCAGAGGAAGGUCCAGAAGAAGUGUUGGCAGCAGCAGAAGGUCCAGAAGAAGUGUUGGCAGCAGCAGAAGAAGGUCCAGGCUCCUGA
This is a messenger RNA of Macrosteles quadrilineatus (aster leafhopper), 672 nucleotides long. RefSeq lists its product as uncharacterized. The record is from RefSeq and is a predicted model, not a curated record. NCBI's taxonomy places the organism in Eukaryota, Metazoa, Arthropoda, Insecta, Hemiptera, Cicadellidae. Bases 1 to 672 code for a protein of 223 amino acids. The transcript is spliced from 3 exons.